CCGCGUCUCAUGUUGACUUUCAAAUUCCUUGCACCGGUAUAAUUCCACACGCCUUUUCUUCCUUCUCUAUCCAUUACUUUCUCUAUAUAUAUACUCCUCCUAACCUUCUCUACUCAUCAAAAUAAAACUUUAAAUCUAUUAAAAAAUAAUCGAAGAGAAAAUGGUUGAUACAGAUUGUAAGAGGAAGAUUGUAUCACCGGACUUACCUACAAACUCACCUAAGCUCUCCUCCAAGCUCCACGUCACCAUCCCCUCGCCGUUGAUCAAGCUCCCUGUCUCCUCUCCCAUCUCCUGCUCAGCUCCAUCAUCUUGCUCCGCUUACGAGCUCUACCUCCGUCUCCCUGAGCUCAAAACCCUCUGGUCAUCACGUGACUUCCCUCACUGGACAAACGAGCCUAUCCUCAAACCAGCUCUCCAAGCUCUAGAGAUCACUUUCAGAUUGGUCUUAACCGUUUGUUCCGACACAAGACCGUACAUCAACCACCGCGAAUGGAACCGAAGGUUGGAUUCUCUCGUCACAAAUCAAAUCAAACUCAUAUCAUCCAUCUCGGAGGAGGAAGAAGGUGUAUCAGCUCCUGUCGGCGAUGGACGAAGCUCUCUCAGUUUACUACCACAGCUAGCCACGUGGCACAAGUCUGAAUCCUUAGGGAGGAAGAUUUUGUCUACUAUAGAUAACGAGAUGCUUUUGUGUAAGUACACGCUCGGUCUCGGAGAACAGAACAUAGCCAACAAACCUAAUCUCCAAUACGACGCCGUUUGUAAACCGAACGAGUUAUACAGCCUCAAGGACAACCCUUACGCGGAUCAUAUCAAUAACAACGAGAACGAGACUCUCUAUAUCCUUCACCAGAUCAUAGAGUCGUGGCUCCACGUUUCUGUAAACCUCUUGAGACGUAUCAACACGAGUGUAGACGAAGGAAAGUUCGGAGAAGCUUCCAGAGAUGUUUACUUGGUGGAGAGAAUAUGGAAGCUUCUCACCGAAGUUGAAGAUCUCCACCUCCUGAUGGAUCCUGAAGACUUUCUCAAGUUAAAGAAGCAGUUACAUAUCAAGACGACCGGUAAAAACGACGCGUUUUGUUUCAGGUCGAGAGGACUAGUGGAUAUGAUGAAGAUGUCUAAAGGUUUAAGGGAGAAGGUGCCAGCAGUGUUGGACGUUGAGGUGGAUCCCACGGGAGGACCGAGGUUGCAAGAGGCAGCGAUGAGGCUUUACGCAAGAAAGAGAGAUCAGUGUGAUAAGAUUCAUUUGCUUCAAGGGAUGCAAGCUGUGGAGGCUGCGGCGAAGAGGUUCUUCUUUGCGUAUAAGCAGGUGGUUGCGGUGAUGAUGGGAAGCGCGGAGAUGAAUACGGAGUGUGACUCGGUGAGUCAGAUAUUCAUGGAGCCGACUUACUUUCCGAGUCUUGACGCGGCUAAGACGUUCUUGGGAGAGUUUUGGAGCCACGUUGGGUGAAAAAAGGAGGGAUAAAACAAUUCUUUAAUAUGGAUGAUGUUUAUUUUUAUAUAAAUUGGUGAUUAGAUGUAACUUUACUGAAAUUUUGGAAUAUUUGAAUACAAAUUCAUUUUAUAAGGAUGUAUGAUCGCAGUUUAUAUUUGUGAGAGGCGUACAAAGACUUAUGCCCAAAGCAGAUAAGAUUUU
Eruca vesicaria subsp. sativa (arugula) is the source of this 1633-nucleotide messenger RNA. The record is from the annotation of a GenBank genome assembly. Lineage: Eukaryota; Viridiplantae; Streptophyta; Magnoliopsida; Brassicales; Brassicaceae.